AAAAUUUUUUUUCACUGUUGUGGACUUGUGGCAUAUUACUAAAUGAAUGCGUUUGAUUUGUUAUUUUAAACAUAUUAAAUGUCAGUAUUUGUGACAUUUUAAUCAAAUGUCUCGAUAUUCUAUAUUCUUUUUUGUUUUUUUUUUACAAUUAAUUAUUACUAGUCCUUAUACACUUGUUGGACGUAGUGGUCAUACCGCAAGUUAUAUGGACAAUAAAAUUUAUUUUCUUGGCGGAAGAACAAAAAUUUAUCGUGAUGGUACCAAUGAUUUUUUUUGUUUAGACGUUUCAAAACCUUUUAAUUUGGAUUCUACUUUACCAAUAGUAGUUGAUUUAAGUAACGAUGCUCGUCAAAUUUAUCCUCAUAAAAAUGGGGCGUCAGCUAUUUGUGGUCCUAACAAAGAUACGAUCUAUCUAAUUUGUAGAGCUUCUAUGAGUUAUUCUUAUAGAUUUAUUAAUAAUAAAGAGUGGGUUCCGGGUACAAUAUUCAUUCCUGAAUGGUCAUCAACCGUCUGUAAUAAAAAUGGAUCAUAUAUAUAUACAUAUGGUAGUUAUCAUUAUGAUGUUAAAAAACAUGCGAUGUAUACGAUGUCUAUUACAGAUACUACCAGCUGGAAUUCAGGAUUGUCUGAUUUGGAUAUAACGAAUAAUCUUGGUCUGUCGAUCUUAUUACCAGAUGAAAGAAUUGCUUAUAUCGGUUAUAGCGGCGAAAGAAUAGAUGAUUUUGUGGAUUUUAAUUUUCGGAAUACUUAUAUAUAUGAUACCAAUUAUGGAACAUGGGAAAAUAUGAGUACAAGUGGAAUUGAACCAUCACCUAGAAUAUCAUACACAGCGGUCUUAACACAGGAUGGUCUUAUUAUUAUUUAUGGAGGAGCAAACUUUAUGACUCCUGUUCCUGAUCAAAUCUUAGUUUUAGAUACCAAAGUAGACCAUUUUAAUUGGUCCACUCCUAAUAUCAAUCCUGCACCUAGCUCUGCACCAUUCCGUGGACAUACGGCUACUCUUGUUGAAAAUUAUAUGAUUAUUGCAUUUGGAUCAUAUUACAGUAGUACUACUCAUGAUGAUGUUUUUAGUGAUCAAAUUCAUAAUGAUUGAUGUGAACGAAAAAAAUAAUUACAAGUGGGUUAAAAGUUUUACUCCAACACUUGCAACUACUCCAAAUAUUACAAAAACAGCUUAUCCAACUAAAUCAGCAAUAAUAGGUGGAACAACUGGUGGUAUUGCAACUAUAAUAAUUAUUAUGUCUGUUAGUUACUUAUUAUAUCGUAGAAAGAGAGAACUGUUAUAUAUGCUCCCCAAGCUAAACAUGCAAUUAACUGUUAAGUUUUAUAGAAUGUUAGAUAGGCGACAAAAAUUAUAUUAUGUUGCCAAAUGGCUUAUCCCAACCAUAUAAGAUUCUCCAGGGAAUUGACCAAGGAGAAGUGGUCUCCCCUCUUCUAUGGAAUAUCUAUUAUGACCCGAUGUUCCGAUGUUAAAUCUAGAUAUUUAUAUUAA
Molecule: messenger RNA, 1492 nt
Organism: Rhizophagus irregularis DAOM 181602=DAOM 197198
Lineage: Eukaryota; Fungi; Glomeromycota; Glomeromycetes; Glomerales; Glomeraceae
Source: RefSeq, a predicted model, not a curated record